Molecule: messenger RNA, 1379 nt
Organism: Durotheca rogersii
Lineage: Eukaryota; Fungi; Ascomycota; Sordariomycetes; Xylariales; Xylariaceae
Exons: 3
Coding region: 538-1209 (223 amino acids)
Source: RefSeq, a predicted model, not a curated record
CCGCUACGCGCACAUGCGCAUGCACGAAGCCUCCCUCCCUCCAUCGGUCCUACGGCCUUGCCGCCCUCCCCGUCGAGGUAGUGACGGCUUCUGGGGGCGUGCACGGGAUCAUCCGUCGCGCGCCUCGAGCGCUAAGGCCCCCGCGGUUUCGUUCCGUGCUACUACCGCAUUGGCGCCGCGGUCGACGGUAGGUUGUGGUCGACGGUCGCCGUCGCGGCUGGCUGGCGAUGUCGAUAUAUUCCUUCGCAUCCGCCGCUUGUAGGGUCAUCGUCUGUCUUCAGCAUCUCUCGUCCAAGUUCGGUUCUCCCACUUGGGCUUCUUUUCGCUGUUUUUUUCUCUUUCUUUCUUCUCCUUGAACUUGUCUCAUUUUCCCUUGCUUCUUGUUCUAUUCUUCUCUGCUACUUAGCCUCGCCCGGCCUAAAUAUCCGCCUCUCCUUCUAUAUAGCACCGCCAGCUUUCCGACAGCGUCGGAAACGGACCGGCGCAUAUCUGCCCAUCUAUUUUUCCAUUAGGCCACCACCGUCUUCGCGCCCCAUAAUGUCUGCCGAAGAAAAGGGCGCUGUGUCCGUCUCCGACUUGGAGGUCGACCCCCGAGACCUUCGUUUCCAAGAACACGCGAGGAGGAUCCGUCUCGUCGACAGUGCCCGCGUCGGUCUUACCGGACUCGCCCUCCUCUGCGGUCUCACCAUCCUCGGGACUUCGGCCGAUACUCUGGCCGUGUACCGCGCCACUCGUCUCUCGACCGAUUUCCACCUACCAUUAUGGCCCGAUCGCUUCGAUCUCCGGCCCACCGUAGCGCUGGUCGUCGAUAGCGCCAUCGUUGUCGCCGUCAGUGUCGCGUCUCUGCUCUUUAGCAAGGUCAAAAUACUUCGCAACCUGACUCCCGUCCACACGCCCCUCAGUCUGGCUGCGCCCUUCGUCGGCUUCGUGUCUGUCAUGAUCAGCAUGAUCUUCUUCUAUGCUGUCAACGCGUCGACGACUCAUGAUACGCUGCAGAGCUGGAGCUGUCAAUGGGGGUUCGUUGGCAUGGCUUUGAAGCCGCACUUCAAAACCCUAUGUGACGAAAGCCGGACGGCCCUUUACCUAUCCGUCAUCCUAGUGCCUGUCCAAUUAGCUGCCCUCACUGUCGCCGGCUAUCAGGCGAUUUUAGAGAGGAGAUCGACCAGCAUCGCCCCGUCUCACAAGUCUCGCAGCCCCACGCCGUCGUAGGACGGUGACGAGAUAACAGGCCGUACCCCCCAACCUGGUUAUCUAUCAGCCCACCUGCAGCCGCUCGCUAACGGCGCCGCGUCAUGCGUUAUUGGAUGUUUGGGUGUGGCACUGGAUCUCGUUUCUGGGAAUACAUCGGGUAAGCAUGGAAGACAGGUGGGGGGGGAGGA